This is a messenger RNA of Stegastes partitus (bicolor damselfish), 5439 nucleotides long. It is a transcript of the gene col4a2, whose product is annotated as collagen, type IV, alpha 2. Gene Ontology annotation, molecular function: extracellular matrix structural constituent conferring tensile strength. The transcript has 46 exons. Gene Ontology annotation, biological process: extracellular matrix organization. The coding region runs from base 230 to 4786 and encodes 1518 amino acids. The record is from RefSeq and is a predicted model, not a curated record. Lineage: Eukaryota; Metazoa; Chordata; Actinopteri; Pomacentridae. Gene Ontology annotation, cellular component: collagen trimer.
GUGCACUUUUGUGCUUUUAGAUUAUUUUAGGAGUAUUUUUAUGAUUUUUUUGUGCCACAGGUGUCUGUUGUGAAACUUUGCAGGUCGGGAACCAGCGCGUCUCUUCAUCCGAGAUCCGUUUCCUUCAUCCUUCCAUUGCGCACAGGAUUUGGGUGAGGGUCGGGCAGUCAUGCUGUAGAAGUGUCUCUACAAGUGAAUCAGCGGUGUGGGACUCAAGUUUGCCGUCCGCAUGAGUGGCACCAUGCACGGACAACACAGCAGAGGACAGAAGAGUCUGAGGUUGCUGCUUCUGUGCGUCUUCGCUGCAAUCCUCAUCUCAGGAGCGCACGCAGGUGGGAAGAAGCACAGUGGCCCCUGCGGAGGAAGAGACUGCAGUGGAGGCUGUAAAUGUUUCCCAGAGAAGGGUGCCAGGGGCCAACCCGGGCCUCUUGGUCCGCAGGGCCCACAGGGGCCUUCAGGGAGACCGGGGGAUUUAGGCAUCCAAGGACCGAAGGGACAGAAAGGUGAUCGUGGUCAUGGUGGCAUCAUAGGGCCUAAAGGAAAUGUGGGAAUGACCGGUGUACCCGGCUUCUCUGGAAAUGACGGUAUUCCUGGCCACCCAGGACAAGCCGGGCCCAGAGGGAAGCCUGGUGCUGACGGCUGCAACGGGACUAAUGGAGAAUCAGGCUCACCAGGAGCCCCCGGCUUUGACGGCAGUCCUGGUUUUCCUGGACAACCAGGCCGGAAGGGCCAGAAGGGAGAGACUCUGGAGCUCAGUGUGUACAUGAUGCCUUUCAGGGGAGAUCUAGGCGCACCAGGACUCGACGGAAUAUUUGGGCCUCAAGGAAACCCAGGAUGGCCAGGUACUGCAGGCAUACCAGGACCGAAGGGUCCACCAGGGCCUCCAGGUCCCCCAGGACCAAAGGGCACCAUGACCAAAGUGUUCAAAGGAGUCAAAGGAGACCAAGGAGACACCGGACCUCAGGGGCCACCAGGAAACUCUACUCAUCCGCACUCUCUGCCUCCCUCUGGACAUCAGCAACAAGGGCCUCCUGGAGAAAAAGGUCUGAAAGGAGAAAGAGGAGAUCAGGCAGACAACAGAGGAGAAACUGGUGUGAUGGGAUUCCCUGGACCACGGGGAACAUCUGGUGCAGACGGGAGUCCUGGACCAAAAGGGGAUCCUGGUGAAACAGGACCAAAAGGCAGAGAUGGUCUUAAGGGAGUCAGGGGUGAGGCAGGAGAGCUGAUUUCAUCCGGAUCCCUCUGGCCCUGGUCUUCAGCUGCGGGUCCCCCUGGUCCCCCUGGUGAGCAGGGUCCAGUGGGAGAGAGGGGUCCAGUAGGAGACCAAGGCUUCCCCGGACCACCAGGACGUCCUGCCUCUGAAUCACAGCAACAAGUGUGGGAUUUUUUCGGACCAUUUGGAUUUAAGGGAGACCGAGGAGAGAAGGGCCAACAAGGAGAACAAGGACGCCCUGCUGUCACUGUAGGACCCCCAGGAAUGGACGGGCGCCCGGGAGAAAGAGGCCCUCCUGGACCCAAAGGAACAUGGGAAGAGUACUUCAAAGGAGCUCCGGGAGGGAGAGGGAGGCCUGGAAAUGCAGGAUUCAAAGGAAUAAAAGGAGAUCACGGUGAAUGUCUAUGCACCGUUAUGAAUUCCCCACGUGGUUUACCCGGCCCUGCUGGAGAGCCCGGUGAUGCUGGGAUGACUGGAGAGUUUGGUCAGGAGGGUGAUUUAGGAGAGCCGGGUCGUCCCGGACAAGAUGGGUUCCCUGGACCUGCUGGGCUCAGUGGUGUGCCAGGCCCGAAGGGCCAAAAAGGGGACACGAAUGUUGCCAAGCAGAAAGGAUCUCAGGGUGAUUCAGGUGAUCCCGGAAGAGAUGGUGGUGUAGGAGCACCGGGUGCUCCAGGCCAAAAUGGUCUACCUGGUCGCCCUGGCAACCGGGGUCCUUCAGGAGAAGGGCCCUGGGGACAACAUGGAGACAGAGGUCGACCCGGUUACCCUGGUCGACCCGGUGCAGCAGGGCUGAGGGGUGAACAAGGUUCAGAUCUUGGGGGCUUCAAAGGUCAGCGGGGUUUACCUGGUGACAGUGGCAUCGACGGCUUUCAUGGAGUUCCAGGAACACCCGGCAGUCCAGGCGGCUGUAGUCCGAGAGGAGAUGAAGGACAGGUGGAUGUAACAGGUAGACCUUGUGAGCCUAUUCCAGGACCUCCUGGGCUGCCUGGACCUCCAGGUCCUUCUGGUCUACCAGGAUUCCAAGGUCCUUCUGGCCAAAAAGGAUCACCAGGUUUUUUUGGAAUAAAUGGUGACAAAGGAGAACAAGGAGAUCGAGGAAUAGGUGGCUCUCCUGGACCACCAGGUUUUUCAGGUUCCCGCGGAGACCUGGGGGUUCCUGGCACCAAAGGUUCAGUCGGACUCCCUGGUUUGCCUGGUGUGCCUGGUCGCUACGGGCAACAGGGUGACAAGGGUGCUCACGGAGAAAUCUUGGGCGCAUCACCUGGACCGCCUGGUGAUCCAGGGCUGGCUGGGCUUCAGGGAUAUAAAGGCCAUACUGGAGAUCAGGGCAAUCAAGGCUAUCCAGGAAUGUCUGGCAUGCCUGGUAUGAUUGGCUCUAAGGGUGAGGGUGGCCCUUCAGGCCUGCAGGGGGAGGAAGGAAGGCCUGGGCCAGCAGGCAAAUAUGGCUUCCCUGGUGAUCCUGGGAGAACAGGUGUACCUGGGCCUCGUGGUACAACGGGACAGCCAGGUCUCACUGGAGAGAGAGGAACUGAAGGAGACCCGGGUCCUCCAGGUCCAAUAGGCUUGAAAGGGACCCCAGGUUCAUAUGGUGAUCUUGGCGCCUCUGGAGAGUACGGCUCACCUGGUGACCCAGGACGGACAGGUGCAGGUGGACGUCCAGGACUUCCAGGAAUGAAAGGAUACAAAGGGUCUUCUGGCAUGUCAGGUUUUGAGGGAGUCAGGGGUGACCUAGGCGUGCGGGGCUUUGGCGGAGUGAAGGGAGAAACUGGAGUGCCAGGACAAGUUGGCCCAAAAGGACUGACAGGCCCAAGUGGAGAGAAAGGUGAUCGUGGUCUGAGAGGGCCAGCAGGAGAACCGCCUCACAUUAAUAUUCAGAUGAUUGUCACCAUGAAGGGAGCCAAGGGAGACAACGGCAGUGAUGGAAAUCAAGGUUUUACUGGGCCAAGAGGUUCUAAAGGUUUCCCCGGUGUGCCAGGCGCUGGGGGAAGUCACGGUCUUCCUGGAGAACCGAGUCAUGAGAAAGGUUAUUUUGGCGAUCCAGGUGCACAGGGGUUACCAGGAAUCAAAGGAAUGCCAGGAAUAACUGGGAAUCGAGGAAUUACAGGUUUUGACGGAUUUCAUGGCCAUAAGGGAGGUAAAGGAAGUCCUGGUGCCUAUGGUGCAUCAGGGGACAAAGGAAAGAAGGGAUUAAAAGGUGACAAAGGUCUUCAAAUAGACCUUGCAGGAUCUCCUGGACAUAGAGGAGAAGUUGGACUUCCAGGAGACCCAGGCCAGAAAGGAUUAUUUGGAUCAACUGGUGACAGGGGCAUAUCUGGUUUUGAUGGUAUCGAAGGGAAAAGGGGAGAAUCAGGUGAAGAGGGAGCAGUGGGAUUUCCAGGCUUAGAUGGGCAGAAGGGCCUUCCUGGUAACCAAGGUCAAAAAGGCUUUCCUGGGACUCCUGGAAGAGAAGGACACCCCGGCUUUCCUGGCUUCCAAGGAAUCAAAGGUUAUCCUGGUCUGGAGGGCCUUUAUGGAUUACACGGACUCAAAGGACAAAAGGGUGUCCCCGGAACACCAGGUCUGGACACCGUUGGACCACCUGGAGAGCCGGGAGUUAAAGGACAGAAGGGAGAGACCGGUGACCCCAACAGCCAACCGGGUGUUCUGGGCACAGAGGGUUUGAAAGGCUUUCAGGGGCCUCUAGGUGACCCUGGUUACCAAGGACCACCAGGGUUCCGUGGCCCUAGUGGACCAGAUGGAACCCCGGACAAGCCAGGAUCCAGUGGAGAGCUUGGCUUUCCUGGGCCUGCAGGAUACCAAGGUUUCCCUGGCACCAGAGGAUAUCCUGGUUUAGAUGCUCCCCCAGGAGAAAAGGGUAUACCGGGAAUAAAUGGCUUUCCUGGAUUCCCGGGUAGGAAAGGAUUCAAAGGAGAUCAGGGUUCAUUUGGAUACAGGGGGCCUGACGGUGUUUCUGGGAAGAAAGGAGUGAAAGGAGAGCAAGGAUUGAUGGGAGUUCCUGGCAUUAUGGGUUUAAAUGGAGAAAGAGGACCAGUAGGUCCGAAAGGAAACACAGGACUCCCAGGUGUUCGUGGGCAACAAGGCAGGCAAGGUCCUUUUCCAAUUCCCCCCAGAAUUCCAGGAGAGAGGGGACCUCCUGGGCCUCAGGGCAUCCAAGGACCAAAGGGGGUUAGAGGUGAAACAGGGCCACAAGGUCUCCCUGGGGAUGGAGGCUUCAUGGGACCCAUUGGGCAUAAAGGCAUGCCUGGGAUUAGUGGUAUACCAGGAACGCCUGGAUUCCGCGGAGAGCUGGGACAAAUGGGCCACCCUGGUCUGCAAGGCAUGGAAGGUCGCCGUGGCAACCCCGGUAUCCCUGGGUUACCUGGUAUGCCUGGCCGCAGUGUCAGCGUGGGAUACUUGCUUGUGAAGCACAGUCAGUCAGACCAGACGCCCAUGUGUCCUGUGGGUAUGUCCAAACUGUGGGACGGCUACAGCCUGCUGUACCUCGAGGGCCAGGAAAAGGCCCACAACCAGGAUCUUGGUAAGUCAGAGGUGAACAGUAAAUCAAGUAGAGUUUUAUUACAGGGGUUUUACUGAUACUUUAGACUGGAAGAAUAGUGUUAUUGAAGGUAUUUAGAAGAUAGGUUAUUCCAGCACUUUGGUAAACUCACAGUUGUGUGGAUUUAAGCUGCCUCAGUGUCUUCUGUUGCUUUGUGUAAUCCCAGUCUGACUCCAUGAUGUUGAGAUCACGUUUCUGUAGGAGCCAUACCAUCUGUUGUAGGGCUCCUUCCUGCUGAAGACAGUUUUUUAUGACUCUGACUGUAUGUUUAAGGUCAUUACCAUUUACUUGCACAGUGCUGUAUGUCAGUGUGUCAGUUUGUCUCACAGUCCUGUCAUAAUGCUUUCACUGGUCACUGACAUUUUGAUGGAGUAGACAGAAACUGUUUGAUCUCGUCACCAGUCAGUGUUCUUUCAGAAAAAGUGAAAGACAAGUCGCCCAAGUACUACAGACCUCAGUGACUGUUGAAAAGAACACGCUUGUUUUUCAUUAAACUAUCUCUCAUCAGUCCUUUCUUGUGCAGUCAGUGUUAGCAGUGUCUUCAGUUGGGAUACAAUCCUUGGCACUUCUUGCUCUUCCAUCCUCAUUGUCUAAUUCGGUUGUGCAUGCCAGCUGAAACCUGCUUUUAACUUUGCCUUUCCAUCAAGUUAUGAGAUUCUGUCCCUAAGUAAAUUCAGUGUGUCAGAGACAG